Messenger RNA from Entamoeba invadens IP1, 915 nucleotides. Its product is annotated as serine/threonine protein phosphatase ppe1, putative. Gene Ontology annotation, molecular function: protein serine/threonine phosphatase activity. The record is from RefSeq and is a predicted model, not a curated record. Lineage: Eukaryota; Evosea; Mastigamoebida; Endamoebidae. The transcript has a single exon. The coding region runs from base 1 to 915 and encodes 304 amino acids. Gene Ontology annotation, cellular component: cytoplasm. Gene Ontology annotation, biological process: peptidyl-serine dephosphorylation; G1/S transition of mitotic cell cycle.
AUGGAUGUGGACCAGUGUAUGGCACAAGUAAAAAACGGAGAUGUGCUGAGCGAGCAUAACCUCCUCGAGCUCUGUUUUUUGGCAAAGUCAAUUAUGUCGCUCGAGUCGAAUGUAAUUGAAAUCAAAUCGCCUGUAACUGUCUGUGGAGACAUUCACGGGCAAUUCUACGACUUACUCAGAUUGUUCGAGAUCGGCGGGCAACUCCCUGACGUUCAAUACUUAUUCAUGGGGGACUACGUCGACAGAGGCAUUUAUUCGAUCGAGGUGAUCUCGUUUCUUCUCCUUUUGAAGGUGAAAUACCCUGAGCGGAUUCAUUUACUUCGUGGGAACCAUGAGUCUCGGAUGAUCACACAAGACUAUGGGUUUUACGACGAGUGCAUUCAGAAAUAUGGUAACCCGGCUGCUUGGACAAUUUUUAUGGACGUUUUCGACUACUUCUCGGUAUCUGCAGUAAUUGACAACGGAAUUUACUGUGUGCAUGGGGGUUUGUCACCACAACUCAGAACAAUCGACCAAGUCAGGUUCUGUAUCAACAGAAAUGAAGAAGUCCCACACGAGGGUUCAUUCUGUGACUUGAUGUGGUCUGACCCAGAAGAGAAUGAGAAGGGAAUGAGGCUCAGUUGCAGAGGCGCUGGGUACAUAUUUGGGAAAGCACCAGUCGAAGAAUUCUGCAGAGUGAACAAUGUUCAACUCAUUGCGAGAGCCCACCAAUUGGUGAUGGAGGGUUACAAAUAUCAGUUUGACAAAAAAAUGGUUACUGUGUGGUCUGCGCCAAACUAUUGCGGGAGAUGUGGAAACAUUGCGUCCAUAAUGAAAGUCAAUGAAAAACUCGAACAAAAUUUCAUGCUCUUCGACGCUGUUUCGGACGACGAGAAGCCUAUUCCAAAGAGAGUUGUUGCGUCUAUGUUUAACUGA